UUAGAUUGUCAACUUCAGGAGUUUCUGAUAAGAAUCUUGUUAGAACCACUGUGCUAAAAAAUAACGAGUUGAAGUCAGGACUGGUCAUUUAUAAGCGCAAUAAAAGAAGGUAAUAUGUUAUAGAUUACACGUGAAACAAGGAAUUGUGUCAUCGUUUGGACUUACAAACUUGUAUAUGUGCCAAGGAUUAAAACAAGAUAUGAUCCAACAUGUCAGACGAAAAUCGAACCGUGUUGAAUCCUGGUGAGAAAGUUCAACCGGAAAUAAAAAAGGAUGAUGCCCGUCGCCUGGUGUUCCGUCUUUACGGACUCUCGGUCACCCGAGUAGAAGAACUGAACAGCUAUGACGACAAAAACUUCCACAUCCACGUAGACACGUCCACUUCCGGUGACGUCAAACUGUCAGAAGAGGGAUAUGUUCUGAAAAUCCUCAACUCUCUCGAUUCCAGAUUUCCAGAAGCGAUUGAUGCUCAGAAUCGUCUAAUUUUACACGUGGCUAAGCAUGGAAUUCGAACGUCAUGUCCAGUUCCCAAUCUAUGCAACGAAUUGUGGUCUUUGGAACAACUAGACAGUUCAGAUUCAAAGUACAUCGUUCGUCUGUUUACCUUCGUUCCCGGUAGAGUAUUUGUUGGUAUCAGAUACACUUCUUCAUUAGUUCACAGUGUUGGUAAAUUGGCGGGAAAAUUGGAUGCAGCGUGUUUGGAAUUUAAUGACAAAGCCUUCACUGAUCAUAAAAGGAUUUGGAGUUUGACAGAAGUUCCAAAACUUACCAAGUUCCUAACUUGCUUAAAGGAGGAGGAGAAGCGACAGUCCGUAUUGUUCGUAAUAAAACAGUUCAACGAUUCAGUUGUUUCCAGUUACAGUAAACUCAAAACAGGAGUUCUUCAUGGCGAUUUGAGUGACCACAAUAUUCUUAUUAACCCGUCUACGUCAUCAGCAGACGACUACGAGGUUGUUGGCUUUCUGGACUUUGGUGAUGCUACAGUUGCAUAUUAUGUGUUUGAAAUCGCCAUACUAAUGUGUUACAUCUUGCUUGGUGCUGAUGAAGAGGAUGAUCCAAUUGAGUUAGCGGGCCACGCACUUGCAGGUUACUUGUCCGAAUUUCCUCUCCCCUCAAUGGACUUAUCAGUUCUAAAGAUAUGUAUUUCGGCGCGACUGGUCCAAUCUCUUGUGAUGGGAGCAUACACUGCUUCGGUUCAACCCGGCAAUACUGAUUAUGUUUUGAAUACACAAAACAAAGGAUGGAUGCUUCUACAUGAGUUUAUUGCCAAAUCUGAUUCAGGAGUGUUCGAUUUGUGGGAAAGAAUUCUGCUUGAGUAUGGCUUAAAAUUUGAUUUCAGAUGAUGUCAAUGUUUACUGAAAGUAUUCAAGGUGCAUGUUGCCUGUUCCUUACUUAAU
Saccostrea cuccullata (small rock oyster) is the source of this 1397-nucleotide messenger RNA. RefSeq names its product hydroxylysine kinase-like. NCBI's taxonomy places the organism in Eukaryota, Metazoa, Mollusca, Bivalvia, Ostreida, Ostreidae. The transcript is spliced from 6 exons. The record is from RefSeq and is a predicted model, not a curated record. The coding region runs from base 210 to 1343 and encodes 377 amino acids. Gene Ontology annotation, molecular function: amino acid kinase activity.